UGGUGCCUCCUCGCGUCCUGGGUCACGAAGACGCACUCGCACGUCGACCGCCUGUGGUCCAUCACCCCCGUGGUCUACGUCCUCGUGUACGCGCUGUACGACGUCGUCGCGAACGGCGCGAAGGCGCUCGACGCGCGCCUCGCGCUCAUGGCGACGCUCGUCCUCCUGUGGGGCGCGCGACUGUCGUACAACUUCGCGCGGAAAGGCGGGUACUCCGCGGGGGAGCAAGACUACCGAUGGCCGGUGCUUCAGAAGCUCCCGGUGCUGCGUCACCCGAUCGCGUGGCAGCUCUUCAACCUGAGCUUCAUCGCGAGCUACCAGAACGUCCUGCUGUUCCUGAUCGCGGCGCCGACGAGCUACGUCUACCGCGCCGCGACCGUCACGCUGCCGUCGCGGCGCGUGACGCGGCCGCCGUUGAACGCGUUGGACCUCAUCGCGACGUGCCUGUUCCAGUCGUUCUGGAUCUUGGAGUCCGUCGCGGACCAACAGCAGUGGGAGUUCCAGCAGAGCAAGCACCGCGCGCGGGGGCACCCGCGGAUCGCCGCGCUCGAGGAGGAUUACCGCCGAGGGUUCCUGACGUCGGGUUUGUUUCGGCUCUCGCGGCAUCCCAACUUCUUCGCCGAGCAGGCGCUGUGGUGCUCGUUCUACCUCUUCUCCGUCGCGGCAGCGCCCGUCGACUGGCGCGCGUGGGUCAACUGGAGCGCGACCGGCGCGGCGUUGCUCGUGGCGUUGUUUCAGGGAAGCACGCCGUUCACGGAGAGCAUCACGCGGGGGAAGUACGCUUCGUACGCGGCGUAUCAGAAGACGACCAGCCGACUCGUGCCGUGGUUCCCGGCGCGCGGGAAA
Messenger RNA from Micromonas pusilla CCMP1545, 846 nucleotides. RefSeq names its product DUF1295 domain protein. The transcript is spliced from 2 exons. NCBI's taxonomy places the organism in Eukaryota, Viridiplantae, Chlorophyta, Mamiellophyceae, Mamiellales, Mamiellaceae. The annotation marks the transcript as partial. Gene Ontology annotation, cellular component: membrane. The record is from RefSeq and is a predicted model, not a curated record.